AUGCUCGGCCUGCUGGGCCGCUACUUUCGCGGCGUACGCCUGCCGCAGCUUACCAGGGGGCUCGUCGCCAGCAGCAGCUCUCCCGCGUCAACGAGCGGCGGCGGCGGCAACAAGAAAGGGCAGCCGCCAGCAGCGUCACCGGCGGCCGGUGGCAACGUUGCCAAGCCGCGGAGGCCGCCGUGCAUGCGGUCGAAUUCCUUCUACGCGCGCGCCGUUGCGGACUGCCUCGACUUUAUCAAGGGCAGCAACGCCGCCCCGGUCGAGGACAACCGCGGCGCCGCUGCCGGUGCCGUCCGGCACGGCCAUGGCCAGCAGCAUCACGUGCUGAAGGCCACGUGA
Messenger RNA from Triticum turgidum subsp. durum (durum wheat), 339 nucleotides. Lineage: Eukaryota; Viridiplantae; Streptophyta; Magnoliopsida; Poales; Poaceae. The record is from the annotation of a GenBank genome assembly.